This is a messenger RNA of Solanum verrucosum, 330 nucleotides long. RefSeq lists its product as uncharacterized. The record is from RefSeq and is a predicted model, not a curated record. The transcript has a single exon. NCBI's taxonomy places the organism in Eukaryota, Viridiplantae, Streptophyta, Magnoliopsida, Solanales, Solanaceae. Bases 1 to 330 code for a protein of 109 amino acids.
AUGACGCUCUUUGGGCAUAUAUAUAGAAGUGCAUUCAAGAUCUCGAUUGGUAUGUUCCCGUAUCAAUUGGUGCUUGGUAAAUCUUGUCAUCUACUGGUUGAACUUGAGCAUAAGGCUUUGUGGGCCUUGAAAGUCAUGAACUUGAAUUGGGAAGAUGCGUCGAAGUAUCAAGUAGACCAACUCAAUGCUUUGGAAGAGUUUUGGCUUCGAGCUUAUGAGAGCUCAACCCUUUAUAAGGAAAAACUGAAGAAAUGGCAUGAUGCAAAAAUCCUUCAUCGAGAGUUUAAAGUUGGUGAUAUCGUGCUGAUUUACAACUCUCGUUUGAGAUAA